Messenger RNA from Hemicordylus capensis (graceful crag lizard), 863 nucleotides. It is a transcript of the gene C1H14orf180, whose product is annotated as chromosome 1 C14orf180 homolog. NCBI's taxonomy places the organism in Eukaryota, Metazoa, Chordata, Lepidosauria, Squamata, Cordylidae. Bases 346 to 720 code for a protein of 124 amino acids. The record is from RefSeq and is a predicted model, not a curated record. The transcript has 6 exons.
UUUCUGAUCUGAAGACAAUGCUCCGGCCAGAUGAGACAGAGAGACUUUAAAGAUUUUGGAAACGUUAUGGUGACAUAACCCUCUGAAACAAAGGAGAAAAGACAACCGGGGAGUUUGCUUUUUCCUCACCUCUGUUCUCUCUGGUCAGAAAAAAAGGUUUGCUUGAGAACAUUUAUGAACAGUGGUUUAGCGGUUGUAAUGAAGCUGCAUUUUCUUUUCCUGCUGGACCAGGAUCAGGAUGAACAUGAGUGCCCAGAAGCCAUGAAAGAGCAAAGUUCCCAAGACUUUCAGAAGUUCUGCAGAUGUCAGGUUUUUGCAGCAUGAAGGUGUUCCUUCAGACUCCCAAUGUACAAGAAAGAAAAGGUACACUAUACCAAAUCUCCUUCUUCCAUACUGAGAAAAAGGCCAGUUAUGAACCAAACUCGGAGUCGGAAGCAGAAAGCAGAGAGGAGAGUUCGAUUCCAAGAACCAGAAGAGACUAUUGAACCUGAAAUUUCCUACUGUGACUACAUGGCUGCACACAAGAGACCAGCCAGCAUCCUGCCUUUGUUUUUAGGAAUCUUCCUUUGUAUAGUCCUGCUUUUGGCUGUAAGUCUGUACUACAGCAGCAAGAGACAAGAUUUCAAAGUCUUGGAAGAAUUUCACUCCCAGCUUGAUAUCAUCUUUCUUCAGAUGAGGCACGCUGCUUUGAAAUGUUGGACUUGGUUUAUGAGACAGUAGACAGCCCUACAUAUGGAACCACGCAGGGAUGGAAGCAAUGCCUGCUUACUCUGGGAUAACAUCUGAACACGGUUGCAAAAGCAUUUUCGACAGAAUGCGGAAUGAAGCAGUGCUUUUCUAGAAUAAAGGAAGUAUCCAUGGUA